Messenger RNA from Prorocentrum cordatum, 2199 nucleotides. NCBI's taxonomy places the organism in Eukaryota, Dinophyceae, Prorocentrales, Prorocentraceae. The record is from the annotation of a GenBank genome assembly.
UCCGUCAGCAGCAAAUCUGCGAGAGAGCGCGUUUCACGGGCGCUCGCCUUGGGAACAUUCGGCGAGGCGUUUCGAACCGGGGGGUGGGACCCCCCGCUCUCGGCGCCGUCGAUCAGAACCAGGGGGACCCCCCCCCGCUAACCCCCCCCUCCCGAUACCCCGAAGGGAACGGGGGGGGGAGGAGAAGUAGUGGAGGGGGGGGCGUCCGCUUCCACCCCCCCUCCAACCGACCACAGAACGCGCUGUUUGAAAUCUGCACACGACGGCGACGUCCCGUCCAAGCAGCGGCUCGCGGAGCCUCGCAGACGCAUGCUGGCAAAAUGGCAUCCGCUCGCCUGCGCAAUCAAGAACUGAGAUCGCAGCCAGGCCCACAGGCUUACGCCCGCGGUGCCAAGGCUUGCGCCCGCGAUGCCAAGGCUUACGAAACCACAGAUAAAUUAGCAAGACACGCUCGCGCGCUAUGCGCGCGAACUCUGCCCCUUCUCAUGGACUGCUGCUGCUGCUGCUGCUGCUGCUGCUGCUGCUGCUGCUUCUCUGUUCUUCUCAUGCAAGAGAAGAUCUCUUGACGCUGGCGGAGGCGGAGGCGGCGGAGGCGAAGACGGAGGCCGAAAAGGAGGAGGAGGCGGCGGAGGAGGAGGCCGAGGAGGAGGAGGCGGCGGAGGAGGAGCCCGAAGACUGCCCCUGGGGCGCCGAGACCGCGACACAAAAAAACAGCAAUGCUGCUUCCCUGGCCCCCCGGGCGCGUGGCGGGGCGACGGCCCGGGUGGCGGAAGGCUCGCUCGCGCGCGCGUCGCUCGAUGCGGCGGACCUGGCCCGAAGCAAGGAGACAAUUCGAGAAGAUUCUAUUACACCGGGCCUCCCGUUCUGUUCGUCGCGCCGAGGCGGCGGGGAGGAACGAGGGCUCUCGCCCCUUCGGGGUCGCUGGCGGGAGAGCGCGCGCACGGGGGCCGGGGGGGAGAGAGAGCAAGAUGGGCCGAGCGUCGGUGGGGGCGUCGAGGAUCGAGGAGAGGAGGGGGCGCCGAGGGUCGCGCGAAGCGGGGCCAAUGGGCCCGAGCGACUGGCAGCGCCUCUCUCCGCGGCUGUCAUUCAGGUUCUGCCCCCAGAGGGCCGAUCUAGAAGAAACGAGCUAUGCCCUGCAGGCUGCCACCGUGUCGCACUGCCGAAGACACCUUCGAGGCGCCACGUGGCUCAAGCCGUCGGCCUUCAGCGGAAGCGCCGAAAAGAAAACUCCCGUGCGACGAAAAAUCCGCCACAUGCGUGCGGUCGGCGUCGGCCUCACGAGAGAGACGACCCUGCAGAGUCUGCAGAGUGCACCGCGGCCCUUCCUCCAGCCCUGCGAGGGGUGAGCUGCUGGGCGGGCGCAGCGGUCCGAAGGCCCUGCAGCGGUGGUUCCAAGUGUGGACAAAUUCGACAUCAUGCGCACGUGCUGUCCGUGACAAACGAAUCGUGGUCACAACAACACGGGUCGAGAACCCGAGCCCCUCGCUGAAGGUCCAAAACGGAAGAAGUUCCAAGGUGGAAAGCCCAAGCACGAACACUGUUUCGGUGGUACAGGAGUGCGCCCGUACCCGCGGAGGGCGACACCAAAGAGGCUAGGCUGCCUGUACCUGAGCCAGAUGUCGCUGGACUCCGCCCAAUUGCACCUGGCUCAAAUGCUGCUCUACCUUGUCGGGGUAGAAAUUGUACCGGGUAGAGUGGGCAAGACCGUUGCCUCGCAAAGUGGCGGGCGCACUGCCCACAAAGCAGGUGCCCUCAGGCUUGCACCGAUCGCGCAGGGGACGGCCGAGCUCGGAGGAGGCGCUCGACGGCGAGCAGCCGCCUCGGACGCCGGGUGAGACGCUCAUUAGCCGCACCUGGACAAUCAGCACCCCCCUCUUUUCCGCUCCCGACCAUCCUCACGCCCCGCCGCGGCCCUGGCUGGGCUCCGCGGCGAGCUCGUUGCACCUCUCCACCUCGCGGAAGCGCUGGAAACUGGCGUCCAUCCGCUCGAUGGCGGCGUCGCGCCCGGGGUCGGCCGCCGCCGCCCGCGCCGCCAGGUCCGCGUGGCAGCUCUUCCCCGGGCAGGGGCCCGGGCUCUCGGGCUCGCUGACCUCCACGGCGAUGUCGUCGAGGAAAACGGCCUCGCCCAUCGCUCUGCAGACGUCGCCGGUGGGCAUUUCGUCUAGGAAGAGUGCGAACAGUGCUUGAGCCCACACGGCU